Rhodamnia argentea is the source of this 1382-nucleotide messenger RNA. RefSeq lists its product as uncharacterized. The record is from RefSeq and is a predicted model, not a curated record. Gene Ontology annotation, cellular component: chloroplast. Gene Ontology annotation, molecular function: oxidoreductase activity. The transcript is spliced from 7 exons. Lineage: Eukaryota; Viridiplantae; Streptophyta; Magnoliopsida; Myrtales; Myrtaceae. Bases 101 to 1159 code for a protein of 352 amino acids.
UCUUUGGGCUCCGCUCGGACUGGGAGGCGUUAUCGAGAGAUUCAGGCGACGGUUGGACGGAUGGAUAGAAGUGGGUGCAAGUGAGGUGCAUUUCGGAGUGAUGGCAAUGGUGACACGUGUCCCCUCGAUCUUCUCUAUCGCUCCACCGUCACCGUCGUCAUCAUCAGCAGCAGCAGCAGUGGGUCAAUGUCAUAAAUUGAGUUGGGUGAGCGCUCGCGUUAUUUAUCCCCGAGGCCAUCGCAUUUGCAGCAGCAGCUGCGGCGCUAGUCAAAUUAGGGUCUCUCCCUCUUCGCUUUCGCUUCGUUUCCCUUCCAUUUCGUCGUCGUCGUCGUCGUCUCCGUCUCCUUCUCCUUCUUCGCCGAGGAGGCGGUUCCUGACUGUUUCUGCAUCCAUGGCCGGCGCGCCUCCGCCGACCGUACUCGUCACCGGUGCUGGUGGUCGAACUGGUCAAAUAGUUUAUAAGAUAUUGAAGGAGAGGCCAGACCAGUUUGUUGCAAGAGGUCUCGUCAGAACAGAAGAGAGCAAGGGCAAAAUUGGGGGAGCUGAUGAUGUUUAUGUUGGUGAUAUAAGGGAUACCAGUAGUAUAGUUCCUGCAAUACAAGGGACUGACUUUCUUAUUAUUCUCACCAGUGCUGUUCCAAAGAUGAAGCCUGGUUUUGAUCCCACUAAGGGUGGAAGGCCGGAGUUUUAUUUUGAAGAAGGAGCUUAUCCUGAACAGGUUGAUUGGCAUGGACAGAAAAAUCAAAUUGAUGCUGCUAAAGCUGCAGGAGUAAAGCAAAUAGUUUUGGUUGGUUCAAUGGGUGGAACAAAUCCCAAUCACCCUUUGAACAGCUUGGGGAAUGGAAAUAUUCUGGUGUGGAAGAGGAAGGCUGAGCAGUACCUGGCUGAUUCUGGUAUUCCAUACACAAUAAUAAGGGCUGGAGGCUUGCAAGAGAAAGAAGGGGGUAUCCGUGAAUUAAUUGUGGGCAAGGAUGAUGAGAUUCUUGAGACACCAAUAAAAACCAUCGCAAGAGAGGACGUCGCAGAAGUUUGCAUUCAGGCACUGCUCUUCGAGGAGUCCAAGUGCAAGGCAUUCGAUCUGGCCUCGAAGCCCGAAGAUGCCGGUACACCCACAAAAGAUUUUAAGGCUCUAUUUGCCAGUGUGACCACUAAAUUUUAACAUUGCAAGUGUGCAUCGGGUCUUAAGCUUAAUUGUUUCUCAAUUAGUUCCUCUUGCUAAGUUUAUGAAGAGGGGGAAACAAAGACGGGGGCAAAUAAAAGCAGUUGUACGAGAAUUCAUGUCUCCACCGACUGGUGCGAGUCUCAAUUCUGUGGUCCCCUGCAUUGGAUGUGGCCCAAGAAUAUGACCAAACAACAAAAUUUGGUAUUAUUUACUUGUAAAA